This is a messenger RNA of Pelagomonas calceolata, 954 nucleotides long. The record is from the annotation of a GenBank genome assembly. Lineage: Eukaryota; Pelagophyceae; Pelagomonadales; Pelagomonadaceae.
CGCGCCGCCGCCGCGACCGACGCAGAGGAGCCACUGAGAAGCCACUGCGCCCCAACAAAAAACAACAGUAGAAAGGGGCUGCCCCCGCGCAACGCCAGCCACCAUGGGGGACGACAGCUUUUUAGGAGACCGCGACAUCGUGCGCCAGCGCAUGAUCGCCGAGAAGGGCUACACGAACCAUUUAGCUGGUAUGUACGCCGACAAGUUCACGCACCCCCGUUUACAAUGUGAGGCCGGCCGCUACAUCAGUAUCGGGGACCCGUACGUCGACGAGGCCGAGCGCCUCCCGGCGCGCUGGAAGGAGAAGCAGAUGGGCACGACCAUGUACCCGAAGAACGCGGGCAACGGGUACUUCGGGAACAUGGGCAAGCCGUUUAUGUACAUGCCAGAUAAGUAUGUGGAACAGUUACCCUAUGCCAAGACCCAGCCCUAUGAUACUCGUAAAUUGGGUUUUGGCACGCACGACGCGUCGAAGCGCGACGAAUUUACGGACAGAGUCCGCACCGAACAAUACAGAGAUCUACUGAAGCGCGAGAAGCGCAUCUUGCAACGCAACGAGCAGAAACGAGGCGGCCUGGCCGAGCAGAUCCGCAAGGCCCACAAGAAACUAGCCGAAGCCGCCGUCGAAGAAGAACGCCAAAGAGAGGUGUGCGGCCUCAGCGCGGCGCCCUUCCUCUACGACAUUGGGCGCUCUAGAGAAACGCAGUUCGACCCCAAAACCAAGACGGACUGCUUCUACAACGCCUACCAGGCCCGCAAGCGCGAGAUGCGCCGCGGCGGCUACCGCUCCAUGUCCCAGGACAUCGGCGACGGCGCGUGGGACCUCCAGCAGAAGCGCGAGACGUUCGGGCGCUCGCACGCGACGGCGGCCUUCUACUCCAAGUCGCACAUCGAGUGCGGGGACAUCUAAAGGCAUCGUGGUGGGGCGGCGCGCGCGCGUAAGACUUUCAUUCU